AUGGAUUAAUCUCAAGCUCAACACAUUUGGAAGAUGCUUGAUGAUAUGGCUGCCUCUGAUCCACAAGCAUAUAAAUAAUUUGUUGAGAAAAACAUUCAAGCAGGAAUGGAAGACAUGAAAAAUGAGAAGCAGUAAAAAAUAGAAGAAUUAUCUAUUACACCUCAAUUUGCUUAUUCCAUGAAAAUUUGGGGCAAUCUCCUUAAACAAUAAAUCAAUGAAUUAGAAAGCAAGCUAUUAUUAAAAUAAAAUGAACUCAAAUAAGAGAAUUUCCAAUUUGACAAAUUAGAAAAAAGAACCAAAUUUUACAUUAAUCUCCUACAUCAUGAAAGAGUAUUGGGAGCAUUUGAUAAGAAUGAUAAUCCAACAGACAAUCCAUCAUAAUACAAUUUAAUUCCUCUUUCUAUAUCUGACAUUUAGAUUGGAAAGUCAGCAUCCUUCAAUACUUAAGUUUACUAUUAUGACAUUGUGAUCAAUACUGAUGUGUUUAAGAAAAUAAAUCGUCAAAUUCUGCAGUCAAUCAUUAUUGAUACAUUACAGAAAAGAAUCGAAGGAGAUAAAAACCCUGUUAAAUUUACAUUCUUUAAGGCCUACUAUAAAUUUGAAAUCCCCUCUCUUAAAAUCAUUAGCAAAUAAUACAAAUAUUGUGGACCAAAGAAACAAAUAAAAUUACUUCUAGAACCCUAAGCUGAUAAAGAAGGAAAACGAUUCCCAAAAACCUAGAAUCCCAUAGAAAAUAAAAUUGAAUAGAAUCUAAGCUUCACUAGAUAGUAGGGACCUUUGGAUAAUUUAAUAUUAAAUACUUAAAAUUAAACACAGCAGGGGCCACAAAAAAAAGUCUUGAUUGAAGAGAUUGAUACUAAAAAUGAGGUAGAGAAAUAUUAGGUUGUUCACGAGAAGGAUAAAGUUAUAAUAACUAUUAAUGUGAAUGUCGAAAACUUUUAGGAUAUCGAUCUCAAUAUCUCAAGUCAAGGAUUGAAAUUGACAACUGUGAUGAAUGAAAAGGUAGAGUUAGAUUUUGGAUGUAAAGUUGAUGAUGAGCAUCCAUCAGCUAAAUGGAACAAAAAAUAGAAAUAAUUGAAAAUAGUUGUAAAUAAAAUAUUAUGA
This is a messenger RNA of Paramecium tetraurelia, 1104 nucleotides long. RefSeq lists its product as uncharacterized. The record is from RefSeq and is a predicted model, not a curated record. Gene Ontology annotation, cellular component: cytoplasm. Lineage: Eukaryota; Ciliophora; Oligohymenophorea; Peniculida; Parameciidae. The transcript has 2 exons.